This is a messenger RNA of Cajanus cajan (pigeon pea), 1123 nucleotides long. Its product is annotated as cathecol O-methyltransferase 1. Gene Ontology annotation, molecular function: O-methyltransferase activity; protein dimerization activity. Lineage: Eukaryota; Viridiplantae; Streptophyta; Magnoliopsida; Fabales; Fabaceae. The record is from RefSeq and is a predicted model, not a curated record.
AGUUCUCAGGCAAACCCUUCCAAAAGGUAAGAAUAAGCAAGAAGAAAUGGAAGCAGAAAAAAGCUUCAACUAUGCCAUGCAACUGGUGAACUCUAGUGUGCUAUCCAUGGCCAUGCACUCAGCCAUAGAGCUUGGCAUUUUCGACAUCAUGGGCAAAGCAGGUGUAGAUGCCAAACUAUCUGCCAAGGACAUUGUAGCUCAACUUCCAUGCAAGAAUUCAGAAGCAGUCACAAUGUUGGAUCGUAUCCUAAGGCUUUUAGCAAGUCACUCCAUCAUUGAUUGCACAGUAGUUGAUGAUCAACAGGGUCCUCCUCCACAUUUGCAACGCCUCUAUGGCAUGAACACUGUGUCCAAAUACUUUGCUUGCAUUGAUGCUGCUGGCUCACUAGGUCCUUUGAUGGUGUUGACUCAGGACAAGGCCAUCCUUCAAAGUUGGUACCAAGGGAAAGAUGCAAUUCUGGAAGGAGGUAUUCCAUUCAACAGGGUCCAUGGCAAACACUUGUUUGAGUAUUCUUACUCGAACUCAAGCUUCAAUCAGCUCUUCAUGGCUGCAAUGACCAACCGUGCGACUUUAAUUAUGAAAAAGAUUGUUGAAUCCUACAAAGGGUUUGAGAACACCAAAAGGCUGGUGGACGUUGGAGGUGGCCUUGGGGUCACUCUUAACAUAAUCACUUCUAAAUACCCUCACAUUAAGGGCAUCAAUUUUGACUUGCCUCAUGUCAUAGAACAUGCCUCUCCCUACCCUGGUGUGGAGCAUGUGGGAGGAGAUAUGUUUGAGAGUGUGCCAGAAGGAGAUGCCAUUUUGAUGAUGUGUGUGCUUCAUGAUUGGAGUGAUGAGUGGUGCUUGAAGGUGUUGAAGAACUGCUAUGGUGCAAUUCCUAAAGAUGGGAAGGUGAUUGUUGUGGAUGGAGUUCUUCCAUUUGAGCCCAAGACAACAGGUGAAGUGAAGAGCAUUUCCCAAUUCGAUGUUCUAAUGAUGACUACAAAUCCAGGAGGGAAGGAGCGAAGUGAAGAGGAAUUCAUGGCAUUGGCAAAAGGAGGUGGAUUCAGUGGCAUUAGAUAUACAUGCUCUGUCUGUGAUGUUUGGAUUAUGGAAUUCUUCAAGUAGAUUUUAUAUGUCCCA